Molecule: messenger RNA, 3872 nt
Organism: Drosophila teissieri
Lineage: Eukaryota; Metazoa; Arthropoda; Insecta; Diptera; Drosophilidae
Exons: 2
Coding region: 86-3634 (1182 amino acids)
Source: RefSeq, a predicted model, not a curated record
CUUAGUUUUUUUUAUCAACCAUCCAAAAUUCACUGGCGAUCGCAGCACUCAGAAGGACUCUUCCGCAGCAACCGUGGUCCUUGCAAUGUUUCGCAGGUUUAUAAACUUGCCGCUAAAACGACUGUGGGUCUGUCAUCAGCCCAGUCCAUUCAUCCAACCCUGGCCACUGGUCCACAGCAAUGGAUCUCCAUUUAGUCAGCAGCCAACGCCUAGCUUUUUCCAGGACGAUCAUCGGAUGUCCUACGACAUUCUCACCAACGAUCUCAGCCAUACGGGCUCUUCAUCAUCGAUAAGACAGGUUCCCCAGAAGGUCCGCAUUGUGGGCGAAGUUCACAGCCUCAAAGUCGGUGGACACAGACAGCCUGGUAACUGCCUUUUCAUCAGUCAGAAAGGACGCCUCUACCACAAGGAAUCGGGCAGGAGCAGAAGGGAAUCCCGCCCAGACGUCUGUGAACGAGCUCGGCAUUUUAGGGAAAGAUCCAAUAGCAAAGUCAGCCAUCGCCUAAGGGAACUGAUGAACGAGGGAGUUGACGGAUUAGACAAGGGAGUUGAAAAGAACAAAAAGACUGUCCGUAUGAAGAGGUCUCCCGAGGAAAAAUACUCCACGAGUCCCUCUUACACAUCAUAUUAUGAUGACCAGAAGGAAUACCUCGACUUUCAGGAACCCAAACGUACAUUCAGGAAUUUCGUUACCACGCUCAUGGCAAAGGGUAGAAAAGUGAGGCAACAAUUGCAGGAGGGAAAGGAUGCCGAUCUUCUGAGGUAUCACUCGGGAAACAAGGAUCUAAUGCAGCAUUAUCACUAUAAAUCUAAAAGGAAAAUUAUGCAAAGACAACUCAAGGCAAAGCCGCGUGCUUCAAAAGCCAAAUAUAAAGACGAUUCGAUAGAUUGGACUGUCCUCGAAGACUCAUUAAAUCCACAGAGGCAAGAUGUGAAUUCGUUGGGUAAGGAAGUAUUUGUUCCGUUAAAAACAAAAUCCAGAAGUGCUGAAAGGACAAAAGACAAAGAAAUAUCUUCCCAGGAUAAAACAGUACUCCCACAUUCAUGGGAAGUAAUAAAGGCACGUGAGGAGAAGCUCAUAAGAAAAGCCAAGAAGGAAACUAUGGGUCGCUUUCCAUCUCUAAGAGAAACUUCAGCGUUUACAACCAAGCCCGGGGAACUGAAAAACUCCAUUGACCAACAAAGUGUGAGUCAAACUAAUAAGAAAUAUAUGUGCGAUAAAUGCAAUGAACCGCAGGUGCCUUUAUCUUCUGCAGCACAGAAAUUGGAUUUUAAGAGGGUCAACAAAAAUAUCAUGGAAUCAGGCUCCCACGAUUCCGGAGGUCAGAAAAACGAGUCAGGACUUAAAGUGAUCGAGCCGGGGAGUCAAAAACCUAUGGGCUUCCAUGACAUUUGUAAGAACAGAAUUCAAAAACAAUCGGAUAAUAGUUCAGAAAAGAAAGAAUGUAAAACUGGUACGAAACCCAAUACUACGAAAUCUAUUUUAAUAACACCUUGUCCACGUUCGGAUAUUGCAAACUUGGAUAACCCAUCACGAUCACCAAACAAGGAUUUCCACAAAAAAUGCAUAGAUUCUAAGAAAGAAAACGACGUCUCAAAGAUUUUUGUCAUGUUAGAUGAUAAGGACAAGCUGAAAUUUCGAGUAGCAGAGCUAAUGGCUAGGUGUAUGUUCCUGGUGGAGAAAAGAACGCAACAGGAUUCGGAAGGUAGUUCAAUGUGCAAUGGUCAUGUGGAGGAUAAGGACAAUGUUAAUCAAUUAGUUGCUAAUUUCUGGAGGCAUUACACGCAGUGUUGUGAGAAAACGGAUGUUUCAUCAUCAAUGUUGGGAAACACGGGAAAAGGCAUAUUAGACAAAGUAGAUAUUAUUAUUAAGGAGUGCACUCACAUAAAGGAGGUGAUCGAAGGGCUGUCUCUGAAGAACCAAUGUAUUAAAGAAGGCCUUAGCCAAAGCAUUGAAGAAGAAUUCUACAAAACGAAGGCUAAGCUAGAAAAAAUGAGUGCAAAUGAGAAACUUGAACCAAAAUCUAAAAAACCCGUUCCCAAACGAAGCAGCGCCAUUGAGUCUCUAAAGCAAAAAUGUCAAGAAAGAAAGAAUGUUUUUAAAGACUUACUAAAAAAGAUGUCUCUAGAGUGCAAAACGUCUGAUAAAUACGAGCAAGACCUUCUGUUAAAAAUGAAACUUGUAAUAGAAGAAUUGCAAAAAAAGUUAGCAGAAGACAAGCAAAGCAGUAAGAGUAAUGAAAAGAAUCCAUUAUCUGAAAAUAAAUUAUCAGAAGAAGAAUUAAAAACUAAAUGUGCUGAAGAAGAACUGAAGAAAAAGUGUGCAAUUAAAGAAUUAAAAAGAAAAUGUGCUGAAGAAGAACUGAAGAAAAGGUGUGCCAUUGAAGAAUUAAAGGAGAAGUGUGCUGAAGAGAAGCUAAGAGAGAUGUGUGCAAUAGAGGAUCUAAAAGAAAAAUGCGCAGAAGAAGAAUUGAAGGAAAAAUGUGCAGAAGAAGAAUUAAGGAAGAAAUGCGCUGAAGAAGAAUUAAAGAAGAAAUGCGCAAAAGAAGAAUUAAAGAAGAAGUGCGCUGAAGAAGAGUUAAGAAACAAAUGUGCAGAAAGUGAACAUAAGGAAAAGAGCGCAGAUUUAAAAGAAAAAAGUGUAUUAGAAGAAUUUAGGGAUCUUUGUGCAAAAGAAGAAUUCAAGCAAAAGUGCGCGAAAGAAGAUUUUAGGGUCAAAUGUUCGGAAGAAAAACUGAAAGAGGGAUGUGCGUUGCACGAGAAGCAAAGGCAAUACGAAGAAUUCUCCCUAAGAAAGAGAUGUGCUGAAUUCGCCCUAAAGAAGAAGUGUGAAAAUAAUAAUAAGGGAGACAAGUUUAUAGAUCUAUUGGGACCCCCGAAGAAAUGUUCGGAUGAUGAUUCUAAAAAGAAAAGUGCCGAUGAAAAGUCCAAGGAGAAGUUGAACGAAAAUGAUCACAAUCUCAGCAUAUUAGGAAAACUGAAAAAGAAGGUUGGACUUACUGGAAAGGGUAAUGCAAAUAUGAAUAAGUUUACAUCGACAAAAGCCCAUAAAUGGUAUGAGUCCUUUGGCAGACGGAAAAUAUCCGUAGAAGGGGACAUUCCAAGCUGGCAGGAAACGAAUAAAGUAAGGAAGUGGCUUUUUAAACAAAGUGAACGGGGACUUGUAAAGAAGUUCUGGGACAAGGAGUACAAGGCGAAGCGAAGCAAGGAACUUCAACGGAGAAAAAACUCAGAGCUCGAAAGGUUAGGCUUAGGAAUCUUCGUGAGAUCUGUCCUUUCAAGACCCAGGAGAAGGCCACUUCGAGGAUUGGAAGACAACCACUGUAUGGAUUACAGGGAGCGGUUUUUCAAUCCUCGUCAGUGGCCUUUAUUUUCCGUGCUUGCCCCUCUGAACUACCAAACUUUGCGACGGAGUCCUCUGCUGGAGACCAACUUCUUCAUUCGCCAAUUGCUUCCCGACCUGAAACCACUGGCCAUCAAUGAUUACCUGGGUGUGUACUGGCUCCAUCGCAUAGCUUCUUCUAGCCCUUUCGGUAAGCGGGGUUACAAAAGGGACGAUCCCUGCAGGGGUUCGUCCACUUUGUAUCCCUUUGCUGAAACUAGUAGAAUGAGUUCCAAAGAUGAGCGCCAGUAAAAGAAUAAUCAGAAAAAACGAAAGUGCGGAGAGAUCUAGAUGAGGUGCUACACUGUGAUGACGCCAACUUACAAAUACAAUUAAUAAAUAAACUGUAAAUAAACAACAAUAUAACACUCGAUUUGAAUGAAACAAAAUUAAAGCAAAACUACUUGAUAAGAGAGGUUCACAAGACCCAGAAAUGCAAAUUUUAUAGCCGUUUUCUAAUAUUACUUCAUGAAUAAAUAUAUGGAGUGCA